UUGAAGCCAAAGUCCUCCGACGGCCCCCCGGAGCCGCCGGCCCCGCCCGUUAAGUCCUCCAGCCGCCACGGCCUGGCCCCCGGGCGCAGCUCGGCCGCGGCGGCCCCGGACGAGCAGCCCCAUGUCGGCAACUACCGACUCCUGAAGACCAUCGGCAAGGGCAACUUCGCCAAAGUCAAACUGGCCAAACACCUCCUGACCGGCAGAGAGGUUGCCAUCAAGAUCAUUGAUAAAACUCAGCUCAACCCCACUAGCCUGCAGAAGCUCUUCCGAGAAGUUAGCGUGAUGAAGAUCCUCAAUCAUCCGAAUAUCGUGAAGCUGUUCGAGGUGAUCGAAACGGAGAAGACUCUGUAUCUGGUGAUGGAGUACGCCAGCGGAGGGGAAGUCUUUGACUACCUGGUGGCUCAUGGACGAAUGAAGGAGAAGGAGGCUCGAGCCAAGUUCCGCCAGAUUGUGUCAGCAGUGGAGUACUGUCACCAGAAGAGGAUUGUUCACCGUGACCUCAAGGCAGAGAACCUCCUUCUUGACGCUGACAUGAACAUUAAAAUUGCAGACUUCGGCUUCAGUAAUGAGUUCACUCUGGGCAGUAAGUUGGAUACUUUCUGCGGCUCUCCUCCGUACGCUGCCCCGGAGCUCUUCCAGGGGAAGAAAUACGACGGGCCGGAGGUAGAUGUCUGGAGUCUGGGUGUGAUCCUCUACACGCUGGUUAGCGGUUCCCUGCCCUUCGACGGACAAAAUCUCAAGGAACUGAGGGAACGUGUUCUUAGAGGAAAGUAUCGGAUUCCCUUCUACAUGUCGACCGACUGUGAAAACCUGCUGAAGAAGCUGCUGGUUCUGAACCCGGGAAAACGUGGAAGCUUAAAGCAAAUCAUGAAGGACCGAUGGAUGAACGCAGGCUACGAGGGAGAGGAGCUGAAGCCAUUCUCUGAACCGGAACAGGACCUCAGUGACCUCAAACGCAUCGAGCUGAUGGCAGCGAUGGGCUUUUCUCAGGAAGAAGUAAGGAAGGCGCUCGACGGGCAGAAAUACAACGAAGCCACAGCAACUUAUCUGCUAUUAGGGAGAAAAUCUGCCGAGAGGUCCCGGCCGGUCAGCGACCUCGAAGGGUCCAGCCAGUCCCCCGCUCACCUUCGGAGCGUAGCUGGCACCCAGAAGCAGCGGCGUUUCAGUGACCACGUGGCUCCCUCCAUUCCGCCUCCCGUCUCCCACGCCAAGCGAUCCCAUGCCAACAGCGUGGAGAGCGAAAAGAAGCAGGAGCCGUCCUCACCCAUGGGAGCUCCGGACCGCAGGAAGUCGGCCACAGCUUCAGGGAGCAUGACCCGAAGAAACACGUAUGUUUAUGAGAGAAACAAUGCCGAGAGGCACUCGGGUGGGAUUCCCAAUGGAAAGGACAACAGUUUGCCUGAGGUACCAUCUGCAUCCCCAUCCCCGUCGCCCGGGGCAACCGUCUCCUCCGCCCGCCCUCGUCACGUGAAGUCCAUGUCGGCUUCGGGACACCCCAUGAAGUCCAGCCUGCCCCCCAUCGACGACAACGUUGAGUAUCAGAGCUCCCCCCGCCAGGACCCGUCGUCGCCCUCGGCCUUCAGCGUGGCCAGCAGCACCAGCUCCACCACGCCGGACCGGGCCCGCUUCCCCCGGGGCUCCUCCAGCCGCUCCACCUUCCACGGGGGCCAAAUCCGGGACCGCCGGACGGCCACCUACAACGGCCCCCCCGCCUCGCCCAGCCUGUCGCAGCACGCCGCCGCCGCCGCCGCCUCGCCCUACCGCGGCAACUCCACCUCCCUCAUCGGCAAGCUCACCUCCAAGUUCUCCCGCAGGAGUUUCUCCGGGGAGCCCAAAGAGGAGGGCAGGGAGUCCAAGCCCCGCUCGCUGCGCUUCACGUGGAGCAUGAAGACCACGUCGUCCAUGGAGCCGGGGGACAUGAUGAGGGAGAUCCGGAGGGUCCUGGACGCCAACAACUGUGACUACGAGCAGCGGGAGCGCUACAUGCUGUUCUGCGUGCACGGCGACGCCCGCCAGGAGAGCCUGGUCCAGUGGGAGAUGGAGGUGUGCAAACUGCCCCGCCUCUCGCUCAACGGCGUGCGUUUCAAGCGGAUCUCCGGCACGUCUAUAGCUUUUAAAAAUAUCGCCUCCAAAGUGGCCAAUGAGCUCAGACUCUGA
Messenger RNA from Menidia menidia (Atlantic silverside), 2160 nucleotides. Lineage: Eukaryota; Metazoa; Chordata; Actinopteri; Atheriniformes; Atherinopsidae. The record is from the annotation of a GenBank genome assembly.